This is a messenger RNA of Penicillium chermesinum, 237 nucleotides long. Its product is annotated as succinate dehydrogenase assembly factor 1. Gene Ontology annotation, cellular component: mitochondrion. The record is from RefSeq and is a predicted model, not a curated record. NCBI's taxonomy places the organism in Eukaryota, Fungi, Ascomycota, Eurotiomycetes, Eurotiales, Aspergillaceae. Gene Ontology annotation, biological process: mitochondrial respiratory chain complex II assembly. The coding region runs from base 1 to 237 and encodes 78 amino acids. The transcript is spliced from 3 exons.
AUGGCCAGGCUCUCCGGGCUCCAGCGAGAGGUGCUGUCACUUUAUCGCCAAUGUCUCCGCCACAUCCGGCAGAAGCCCGAGGAGUCUAGGGGCAACUUCAAACGCUUUGCCAGGGCUGAAUUCCAGAAGAAUCUCUCGGUGAGCAAGAAAGACUUUAGUACCAUCGAGUAUCUCUUGCGCAGAGGUCGCCGUCAGCUGGAGACAUAUGCUUCUCCGGGUAUUCGCAGUAUCCACUGA